AUGAGGAGAGAAGAAGGUGGGGAGAGGAGAAGACACAAUGUGGUCAUGGGGGAUGCUGCAGGUCAUUUCCUUCCUGGAUCCUUUUUACUUAUCCUAGGUCUUUGGUGGAGUACAAGGAGUAUUUUGAAGUAUAUUUGUAAACAGCAAAAAAGAUCUUCCUCCCUUAUUACCCCCAAAUUUUUCUCUCGAACAGAAAUUUUGGAAGGAAUUGUGAUUAUUGUCAUGGCAUUAGCAGGAAUAAUUGGUCUAUUUUCUGUGUAUGGAAAAGUAAAAAUGCUACCGCAUAAACAACUGAAGUUGGUCAGAACCCAGCACUGGCAACAUGUCAUCAUGUAUGUGGUCCUUGCAAUGCUGGGUGUGACCAAGAUUUCAUGUUUCACCAUUACUUCACUUCCAGUCUCUUUGGUCAACUUAAUGUCAUCAAAUGCCUUCUUUGUGGAAGCUUUCAUCAUUUACAACCACCCUCAAAGCCCGAUAUUGGUGGACAAGUUCGCACACCAACAGCUUGUCUUCAGUGCGUUUUUGGCUGGUCUUGCUGCCUUUAUAGAAUUCCUCCUCACAAAGAACAAUGUAGUUCUGGAGCUCCUGAGGUCAAGUUUCACCAUGCUACAGGGGGCUUGUUUCUUUCAGAUUGGUUUUGUCAUAUUUCCCAAAAAUAUGGAAAAUGCCUGGGACCUGAAUGAUCAUAUCAACACUACGAUUCUUGCCACAUUCUUCUGUGCUUAUUAUAUGUUGACCUAUGUCAUCAUUGGAGUUAAUUAUGCUCUUGUUAGCUGGUUCAUUAAGUGGAAACUUAGCAAGCCCUGUCCCUCAGAAAUUCAAUUUCUGAAAAAUUAUGAACAGCAAGAAGACUCAGAAGAAGAUAUGUGA
This is a messenger RNA of Apodemus sylvaticus (European woodmouse), 870 nucleotides long. RefSeq names its product transmembrane protein 45A-like. Lineage: Eukaryota; Metazoa; Chordata; Mammalia; Rodentia; Muridae. The transcript is spliced from 6 exons. Bases 1 to 870 code for a protein of 289 amino acids. The record is from RefSeq and is a predicted model, not a curated record.